Messenger RNA from Pseudoliparis swirei, 3431 nucleotides. It is a transcript of the gene epn1a, whose product is annotated as epsin 1a. NCBI's taxonomy places the organism in Eukaryota, Metazoa, Chordata, Actinopteri, Perciformes, Liparidae. Gene Ontology annotation, biological process: endocytosis. Gene Ontology annotation, cellular component: plasma membrane; clathrin vesicle coat; endosome. The record is from RefSeq and is a predicted model, not a curated record. Bases 34 to 2010 code for a protein of 658 amino acids. Gene Ontology annotation, molecular function: clathrin binding; phospholipid binding. The transcript is spliced from 11 exons.
AUCGCAACAGAACUCGGCGGCCAGACCGUUGCCAUGUCGACCUCAUCGCUACGGCGACAAGUAAAGAACAUCGUCCACAACUAUUCAGAGGCUGAAAUCAAGGUUAGAGAAGCCACAUCCAAUGACCCGUGGGGCCCCAGCAGCUCUCUGAUGUCAGAGAUUGCUGAUCUGACAUACAAUGUCGUGGCCUUCUCGGAAAUUAUGAGCAUGGUAUGGAAGCGCCUCAAUGACCACGGCAAGAACUGGAGACAUGUGUACAAGGCUAUGACUCUUAUGGAGUACCUGAUCAAGACUGGUUCAGAACGUGUUGCCCAACAGUGCCGAGAGAAUAUAUAUGCAGUCCAGACCCUCAAGGAUUUUCAGUUCAUAGACAGAGACGGCAAAGAUCAGGGGGUGAAUGUGCGAGAGAAAGCCAAACAGCUGGUGACACUGCUGAAAGAUGAAGAAAGACUACGAGAGGAGAGGAUCCACGCCCUCAAAACCAAAGAGAAGAUGGCACAGACCUCCAGCGGUGAGAUUGCCUCCUCAGCUCCCUCAGCUCCCAACCUGGGGGGCAGCCUGUCCGCGGGCUCCCACUCUGGAGGGGCAGACCCCGAGCAGGCAUGGCCCCAGAGCACUGGAGAGGAAGACCUGCAGCUCCAGCUGGCCUUAGCCAUGAGUAAAGAAGAGGCAGAGCAGACUAGCAAGGACCCUCUGGAGGACGCAGAGCUCAGCUAUGCAAUCACACUCAGCAAAGAGAUCCAACAAAAGGUUGCUGACAUCAGUAUGUCUGAUUGGCAGGAACAGCGACUGCGUAGAGGUGAUGACCUGAGACUGCAGAUGGCCCUCGAGGAGAGCAGGAUGGCGAAAUCUAAGCCUGAGGACGGGCCUCUGAUGGAGCUGGGUGCCGCGGACCCCUGGGGGGCCACCGCUGCUGCCGGAGCCGCCGCUGUCUGCUCUGCCGGCCCUUCGCCUCCCCCCAAAGCUCUUUCUCUUGCAGCAUCAGGUCCGUGGGGCACGGACCCCACAGACCCAUGGGGGAUAGCGUCACCCACAUCUCCUACAAAUUCUGACCCCUGGGGUGGGGGAGCCCCACCCGUUAUAGCCCCUCCUCUGGACCCCUGGGGAGAGACGUCAAACAGGGAUAACAACAUCGACCCCUGGGGGAGCUCAGCUGUGACCCCCCCCAGUGCUGACCCCUGGGGUCCCCCAGUGCCACCCAGCACGUCCUCCUCAGGGGGGCCAGUAGACCCCUGGGCAAGGGACGGGCCUGUCCUGGUCUCUGACCCUGUCACCAACGACAUCUGGAGUGCCACCGCCAAACACACAAAUGGCACAGGGGACCCAGAGCGACGAGGCUCUCCAGCAAUGGGCUGUGACGGCACGGGCUCCCCGGUGCCCUUUGACCUUUCGUCCCUCUGUUCGUCACUUCCUGUUCGUAAGACUCCUGAGUCCUUCCUCGGCCCCAACGCAGCGCUGGUGGAUCUUGAUUCCUUGCUGUCGUCUAAACCCAAACCCAAACAGCCACCGCCUCCUUCUAUCUCGUCCUCUUCAGCGCACAACCCCUUCCUCCAGAACACAGGCUCAUCUCCUGCUCCUGGCAUGGCAGUGACUCCGGGCAGCUCCAUUUCCAGUCGAGGGGUUUCUCCAUCACCUGCCUCUUCCAACCCCUUCGGCGUGGCUCCACCCAUGAAUUCCAUCUCACCUCAGCCCUCAUCACUUGGCAUCAGCGGCCUGCGCUCCAGUCCUGUGCCUCCCAAUCCCAUGCUGGGCAUGGUGCAACCAGGAAUGGGCAUGGGUCCAAUGAGUGUGGGUAUGGGGGCUCCAGGAAUGGGCCUGGGUAUAAUGCAGGCCAGCCCCAUGGGCAUGCCCUACAGCGGGCUCUCGCCAAUGGCACCCCCAGGCUCGGCUCUGCUGGGGUCCGUAGCCGCAGGACCUCCUCAGCUGAUUUUGGGUGGGCCCACUGGAACAGGAGGAAUGAUGGGAGCAGGAGGAACAACGGGAACGAGCACCAACCCUUUUCUCCUUUGAGGAAGUGUCACCACUACCACUGCUCACCUGUUUAAACCUCCUCUGUCGUACCUGCUGCCCCCUUUAUUCAUCCCCCUCAACACAAUUUGUGUCCAAAAAGAAAGAAAUGUGUACAUCUAUAUAUUUAAAGAAAAAAGGAAAAAGUCAAAAAUUCAGUUCCCUAUCCUUGAAAAACACUAUUUUAUUUCAUAAUAAUCUACCACGUUUAGUUCCUUUCAUUUCAGUAUGGGUUGUUUGUGGGCGGGAAAUAGAAAUCUAUUUAUUUUUCUUUUAAUCCUGUUCUGUAUCGUUCUUCAUGUUGUGUUUUUUGAGUCCUUUCUUGAGGUGAAGGUAAGUUGUGAGAGCAGAAGGCUGUUUCAGUCGCGUCACUCUACUCUGUUGUAAUAGUACUGCACUGAGGGAGGCGGAGGGAGAGGGCACAUAGCCACUAACAAACUGAACAGAGAAACUGUACCUGCCUCUUCCUCUUCUCUCUCUCUAGGAUGAAGACGAACACUGAAUCACUGAAAUGAACAGAGUGCAUGAAGGAUCAUUUUAAAUGAACUCCAGUCAGAGAGACUGAAACCCUGCGUUAACAUGCCAGGCACAAUGUGGUAAACUCAUUUCAACUACUUCACUUUUAAUUUAACGUUGAAAUUAAUUACUUUUUCCAAUUUUUUGGGAACAAAUAAACAAGGAAAAUCACACAAUGAUGCCAUUUAAAUCAAAUGCUUAUUUUUUUUCUCUUUUUAUUAUUGUAGAAAACGUUAAAAAGAGACAUCUGUGGUCUGAUGUUGCAAAAGGAUGUUUGUUGAGUGUGUUUGCAGAAAUGUGCGAAUGAGGAUAUGAAUGUUUAUUUGUGAGAAUGCUUUCGUGCAAAUGCCUGUUUUUGGGUAAAUGUAUCAUUUUGUCUCCAGUUUUCUCCCACGUCAGACUUUAUUUCAGUGACACAAAGGAAGACAUUACAUCCAUUAUUCUUGUUUUUAAAAAUUGUCACUUGUAUACAUACUAUGUAAUGUUGGGAUUUCAAAUGAGGUAUUAUAAGGGUCACAUUUCUCUGCCAAUCAUAUUUCAGAAUAUUUUUUGGGGGAUUUUGCUAAUCGGAAGCAUAAUGUUUUUUUCCAAUCGCACUUCAAAUGGGAUCCCUGGUGUCCAGGUGUCCCAGAGCACCGCUGUCCACUUGUUUCAUCUCUGUUCCCUCAGGGAGGAGAAAGACAAUUAUUUCAUCAAAUGAAAGGGAAAAAAAAAUGGGACUUGACGACAUGCUCCAUGCUGUUCUUUUAAUUUAGUUUGAUGAAUUUAUUGUUAUUUUAUAUCGACAAGAAAAAAUAUCUCUUUUAUCGGGUAAGGUUGAAUGUUGUGGUGAUGACUGUGAACAUUCGCAUCUGAAAAGUAAAAUGAAAAAAAUCAAAAGGAAUUUAUCAAAUAAAACAAAAACACUG